Molecule: messenger RNA, 1586 nt
Organism: Cajanus cajan (pigeon pea)
Lineage: Eukaryota; Viridiplantae; Streptophyta; Magnoliopsida; Fabales; Fabaceae
Product: AP2/ERF and B3 domain-containing transcription factor RAV1
Biological process (GO): regulation of DNA-templated transcription
Molecular function (GO): DNA binding; DNA-binding transcription factor activity
Source: RefSeq, a predicted model, not a curated record
AAUCAUCCCAACUUCAUUAUAAUAUACACUUCAUUUUUCACAAACUAAGCUUCCUCCUAUAUAUACAUCACCCCUCAAAACCAAACCACACCUAUUCCCAACUUUCUCUCUAUUUUUCAUCCCUACUUCUUCAUGCUAUAGCACUCAAUAAACCCUUAUCAACACACAAAUAAAAGUUAGUUAGUUAGUUAAAAUGGAUGGAGCCACUUCCACAGACGAAACCACCACAACCGCCGAUUCUCUCUCGCUUCCGCAGCCGCCCAACACGCUAAGCCGCCUCGCCCCCGACGCCGGAUCCGCCGAAGCGGAAUCCCGGAAACUGCCGUCGUCCAAAUACAAAGGCGUGGUGCCGCAACCGAACGGUCGCUGGGGCGCUCAGAUUUACGAGAAGCACCAGCGCGUGUGGCUCGGCACCUUCAACGAGGAAGACGAAGCCGCCAGAGCCUACGACGUCGCCGCGCAGCGCUUCCGCGGCCGCGACGCCGUCACGAACUUCAAGCCUCUCGCCGCCGACGACGCCGAGACCGACUUCCUCAACUCGCAUUCCAAGGCCGAGAUCGUCGACAUGCUCCGCAAGCACACCUACCACGACGAGCUCCACCAGAGCAGGCGCGGCACCAGCGCCGCCUGGAGGCGCCGCCGCGACGGCGAGAUGGCCUCGAGCGGCGCGUGCGAGGCCAAGGCGCGUGAGCAGCUGUUCGAGAAAACCGUCACGCCGAGCGACGUCGGGAAGCUGAACCGGCUGGUGAUACCGAAGCAGCACGCGGAGAAGCACUUUCCGUUGGGCGGCUCCGGCGACGGAGUGUUGGCGUGCACGGCGGCGGCGAAGGGAGUGCUUUUGAACUUCGAGGACGUUGGAGGAAAAGUGUGGCGGUUUCGUUACUCUUAUUGGAACAGUAGCCAGAGCUACGUGCUUACUAAAGGAUGGAGCCGGUUCGUCAAGGAGAAGAAUCUCAGAGCCGGUGAUGCGGUUCGGUUUUUUAAAUCCACCGGUCCGGACCGCCAGCUUUAUAUAGAUUGCAAGGCCCGGACUGGAGACACUAAUGCCAGCGCUUUGUUUAUUCCGGUUGGACCGGUGGUUGAGCCCGUUCAGAUGGUUCGGCUUUUCGGAGUCAACCUUUUGACACUCCCCGUUUCGGAAGGUGUUAAUGGUUAUGGGAAGCGGAAAGAGAUGGAAUUGUUUGCAUUAGAAUGUAGCAAGAAGUUAAAAGUAAUUGGAGCUUUGUAACACUGCUUAGUUUUUUAGUUUCUUUUGUAACCGAUGAAAUCUUGAGGUUCAGCAAGACGGUGGCCAUGGUGUUGUUGCAACUUGCCACUAACAAAAGGUGUAUAUUCUUAGACAAAAAGAAAAAGGAUAAAUUAAUUAGGGCAACAAAAUUUGUAUAACUAAGUUUUUUUUCUUCCAUAUGAAGUAGGUUUUUUAUUUUUAGACACAAGGACAUUAACUGUGAACACCUAUAUUUACUGCAAAUAUUUGAAUUCAAAUGCUCCCCCUUACGAAAAAUUAAUUCCUUCUACGAGGUUUAUUUUCAAGUUUGUUAAUUUUGUUACUUGUUCAUGUAUAACAAACAUGUCGGUAUUUCCAA